This is a messenger RNA of Amphimedon queenslandica, 1781 nucleotides long. RefSeq lists its product as uncharacterized. The coding region runs from base 28 to 1623 and encodes 531 amino acids. Lineage: Eukaryota; Metazoa; Porifera; Demospongiae; Haplosclerida; Niphatidae. The transcript is spliced from 6 exons. Gene Ontology annotation, molecular function: cell adhesion molecule binding. Gene Ontology annotation, biological process: extracellular matrix organization; cell adhesion. The record is from RefSeq and is a predicted model, not a curated record. Gene Ontology annotation, cellular component: extracellular matrix.
AGGCCUGCGCGCCUGCUGCAGCCAAAGAUGCUGUUAUAUUUCUUUCUCCUUCACAUAUUAGGAGGCUUUCUAGUAGAGGGGUGGCACCCUUCUUCGUCUGUGCCUUGCUCUCCUCCCCCAGGCUACCUACCAUUGCCAUGCAGAGUUAUUAGGGAGCUGAACAGUACUAGUGAGAGACUACCACCAAUAACAUAUGGUGUUAAUGUCUGUCGGGUUUUAAAGAGGAAUCUUGUAUCAGUGUACAACUAUCACUGGCAGACCAGAUGUGGCUGGUUAUAUCAGCAUUAUUCCUAUGUAUGGAGAUGCAGUCAACAGUGUGUCCCAGCUGGUACUUGCUCUGAUACUACGACUAUCCAAGUUUCCUCUAGGGACCAGUGUUGUGAUGGCUUUAUGCCUCGUCCUCCAGUGAAGAGAAGCCACUUGUACCAGUUCUACAGUCAGUUCUUCAUACCUGUGGUGAGUCAGCCUAGUGGCUGCCCUUUAGCUUGGGCCUCCACACUUUACCGGUGUCUUGAAAUCCACAGCUUAACUUCUUUCCUUACUCUUGUUAUGAUUGCAAACAGGACAAGCGAGUUAAACACGACAGAUGCAGAUCUCACCAUCUUUGCUCCUCCAAAUGCAGCCAUUGAUGCCCUCAAUCUCUCAAGUGUGAGAGAAGUGGAGCAUUUCCUUUCUAAUCACAUCCUCCGAGAAGAUAAAAAAUCCGAGAGACUAACUCAUAAUCUCAUGCUCCAGAGUGACAACGGUACAACUCUAUACGUGACAGUGGUCGACCAUUAUUACUAUAUACCUCUCAUAUAUGGUCAUUCUGUACAGAGGUAUACGCAUGGGGCAAAUCCUUAUAGCUAUAACUACUAUAACACUCAUCAGAGCCAGUACAUACUGCUGGGAACAGAUCGAUACAUUACUGGCUCGCAUAUCAUUAAUCCUGACUCAUGCUCCAUCAGUAAAGGCUCACUGCACCUCCUCAACUGGCACAUACCUUACUCUCCCUACAGACUCUCAUAUCUUCUCCAAGCCUCCAGCAAUUACUCUCGCUUCAAGACUGCCUUGGAUGCCACUGGUGUGACUAAUUUUCUAGACUCUUCUCCUUCUCCCCACACUAUCCUUGCUCCAGUAGAUGCUGCAUUUGAAUCCUGGCCAGAACUCUUGUGGCAAUGUCUCCUUUAUUUUGAUCGUCGGCCUCUCAAUAGUAUUUUACUGUUUCACAUUGCUACUGGUACGGAAUAUUAUUCAUCUUUGCUACAGAGAAAGUGGCUAGCAACAAGACUAAAUCAACAUAUACAGUUAUUCAAUACUGCCAAUGAGGUAUUUCUGACAAGUGAUCGCGUACCUAUACUGCAUAGAGAUCAAGCAGCUAGUGAUGGGGUGCUCCAUGGCAUCGGCUUUAUACUAAUGCCUGAUAAUGUUGAUUUCGGACAAUGCCAGCCUUUUGCUUCUGUAACUCCUACCCCAGCCAUGUCACCGACUCCUUCAAUGGCAGCAUCUCCUACACCUCUGCCUCCAAUCAUUAGCUCUGAUUUGAAUGAUUUCCUCAGUGAAGCUUCAAUCCUUCCAAGUCUAACUCCAACUCCAACUACAAAUUUGUCUAAUAAUGGAGCGGAGGGUGGCAGUCACAAAUAGAGUGUGAAAGAAUUUUAUAACUUUGCUAUUUGUAGUAUUUUGUGCAGAACACAACAGUUUUUUUUGAAUUUAUUGGCAGCUUGUUUUGUGCGGGUGACAUCAUAACAUUGAUAAUCUCCCAACAACCUGCCAAUGUUAUAAAUAUUUUACUAUUUUAA